Pectinophora gossypiella (pink bollworm) is the source of this 1776-nucleotide messenger RNA. RefSeq names its product major facilitator superfamily domain-containing protein 1-like. Bases 121 to 1656 code for a protein of 511 amino acids. The record is from RefSeq and is a predicted model, not a curated record. Gene Ontology annotation, molecular function: transmembrane transporter activity. Gene Ontology annotation, biological process: transmembrane transport. The transcript is spliced from 12 exons. NCBI's taxonomy places the organism in Eukaryota, Metazoa, Arthropoda, Insecta, Lepidoptera, Gelechiidae. Gene Ontology annotation, cellular component: lysosome.
GUUUCGUUGCGUUGCGAACUUGCGAAUUUAUUCCGUGCCCCUCCUGUCUGUCGGUUUUAUUUAUGUUUGUAUAGGAUUACUGUGCUGGCUGAUACUAGACAAAGGACACAGGAAAUUAAUAUGGAGAAUCCGGAAGCAUUGGACAGUAGCAGGAGCCUCCAGGUACAGCCCACAUCGUGGUGCCAUCCCGCCAAUAGGGUUCACCGAUUUAUAGCCUUGAUUCUGAUGUGCUUUCUGUGUUUUGGUUCCUACUUCUGCUAUGAUACACCUGGGGCUCUGGCAGACAAUUUCAAAGAUGACUCACACUUAAACACUUCACAAUUCGCUCUGCUGUAUUCCAUAUAUUCCUGGCCAAAUGUGAUAUUAUGUUUCAUUGGUGGUUAUCUCAUUGAUAGGUGCUUCGGUGUUAGAUUGGGAACUAUAAUAUAUAUGACAAUAGUAUUUGUGGGUGCUGUAGUUUUUGCAUUUGGAGUCUACAUUAAUGCAUAUUGGCUUAUGAUACUUGGCAGAUUUAUUUUUGGAAUUGGAGGGGAGUCUCUACAAGUGGCUGUGAACAAUUAUGUGGUCCUAUGGUUUAAAGGGAAAGAGCUUAAUAUGGUGUUUGGCCUCCAACUUUCAUUUUCCAGAUUUGGAAGCACAGUCAAUUUCUGGGUUAUGGAACCUAUAUACAGAUGGGUCGCAAACUACUAUGCUGGUUAUGAAAGACUUGGUGUUGUACUGUUUAUUGCUUCCCUAACUUGUUUUGUGUCCCUGAUUUGUGGACUGAUUUUGGGAUGGAUGGACCAUAGAGCUGAAAAGAUUCUUGGCAGACAGGAAGAGCAUGCCAAUGAAGAGCCUUUCCAUCUUCGAGAUAUUCUACAUUUUAAGACAGUUUUUUGGCUUGUUUCUGUAAUCUGUGUGGCUUACUAUUUGGCCAUUUUCCCAUUUAUAGCAUUGGGGAAACUAUUUUUCGAGCGCAAAUUCAGCUUCCCGCCUCAAGAUGCAAAUAACGUAAAUGCAAUGGUUUAUUUGCUAUCUGCAGCGCUGAGCCCAUUCUUUGGAAUUCUUAUUGACAAAACAGGGAGAAAUGUUACUUGGGUGAUAAUCAGCAUUGUCACCACUAUAGGAGCUCAUUUUAUGUUGGCAUUUACAUUUUUUAAUCCCUACAUUGGAGUGAUCUCAUUGGGUAUAUCUUAUUCUUUACUCGCCAGUGGAUUGUGGCCUUUAGUAGCCUUAAUAGUUCCUGAAAAUCAACUUGGCACAGCAUAUGGAAUUUGUCAAGCUGUACAGAACAUGGGAUUGGCUACAGUAAUUCUAUUGGCAGGAAUGAUUGUUGACAAAUAUGGAUACCUGAUGCUCGAGAUGUUCUUUUUGGGAUGCCUUUUCAUUUCUCUCAUUGCUGCUGUACUCAUUUAUAUAAUGGAUUCCGCAAAUGAUGGUGUUCUUAAUAUGUCUCCAAGUAUGAGAGAAUCUAGUAAAAUGACGGUGAACUGUGACGAAACUGCAACCUUAUUGGACAAUGAAGACUGCACAGACCAUGAUGAAUCAGACUCAAGAAGGCCAUCAGAAUCCUUGACAGAUUCCCAAAGGGACCCUGCACAGGCCCAGUCUGACAGGAUACGCAGUAGAUACCUAUCACAAAUAUUGCCAAACACUAACAUUCCAGAGAGACAAUAGUUAUCAUGACAUGUGGUUAUAAUAUUAAUUUGUAAAUAGUAUAUUUUUAGAAUAAUUUUAAUUUGUUACAGUGAUAUAAACCUUGAAUACAAAUAUAAUUUUAAGACUAGUAAGUGUAAA